Eimeria acervulina is the source of this 1905-nucleotide messenger RNA. RefSeq lists its product as hypothetical. The coding region runs from base 1 to 1905 and encodes 634 amino acids. The transcript has a single exon. The record is from RefSeq and is a predicted model, not a curated record. Lineage: Eukaryota; Apicomplexa; Conoidasida; Eucoccidiorida; Eimeriidae. Gene Ontology annotation, cellular component: nucleoplasm; nucleolus.
AUGCAGCAGGAUCUGCAGCAGGAGCUGCAGCACGAGCUGCAACAGCUUGUAGAGCCGCCGCUCCCCGCAGAUGUGCUGCUACUGCUCAACCCUCCAGGACACCAGCAGGAGGAAGAGCUGCAGCAGCAGCAGCAGCAGCAGCAGCAGCAGCAGCAGCAGAAGGCGUGGACAGCAGGUGCCCAGCAGCAGCUGCAGGAAGCAGCUGCUGCUGCAUGGGCUCGGCUUCUGCAGUGGCAGGCGCUCUUUGACUUGCAGCAGCAGAUCCGUCUGCAGCAGCAGCAGCAGCAGCAGAAGCAGCACAACGACGGAUAUACCAGGAGCAGCGACUCCAUUUCCCCCACAGACGGCAGCAGCAGCAGAAGCAGCAGCAGCAGCAGCAGAAGCAGCAGCAGCAGCAGCAGCAAGUCGCCAGAUCUGCAUACUUUGCUCCGCCUGCGAGACACCGCAGCAUGGAACCUGCUGCAGCAGCAGCAGCAACUGCAGCAGCACCAGUCAUUACGACGGCAGCAGCAGCAGCACGCACGUGCUGUUGCACGUCUUAGAGGCAGCGAAUGCUGCAGCACUUUGAGCCAAUCUAGCUGCAGCAGCAGCAGCAGCAGCAACUGCAGCAGCAGCAGGGGCAGCCGGAGACCGAAUGGGAAGGUGCAUGUCUCUGCUACAGCAAAAGCAGCAGCAAAUUCAGCAGAUACGCACGCAGCAGCAGCAGCAGUAUCUGCUGCUGCUACGAUGGGCGUGCGUAGCCGCAGCCGCAGCAACAGCAGCAGCAGCAGCAGCAGCAGCCGCAGCAGCAGUCCAGGGCCUCCUGCUUCUGUCAGGAAGACCCGCAGAAGAUUGCUGCAGCGGCGGAGGUUGCGGCUGCAGCAGAGCCUAGCGAAGCAGCGGAAGCUGCUGCAGCAGCAGCAGCAAGAGCUUCUUGCUGCGAAGAGUCGCCUUCGGAAGGAAAGUUUGCUGCUGCAGCGAGAGCAGCGGUAUGCCAGAAAGAGGCAGCAGGAGCAGAAGCAGCAGCGGGAGCAGCAGCAGCAGCAGCAACAACAGCAGCAACAACGACAACAACAGCAGCACGGUGAGCCUUCGCCAGCAGCAGCAGCAGAGCAGUGGCUUUCAGAUGCAGCACAUCUCCUCCCCUCUGCAGCAGCAGAAGCAGCAGCAAAAAUCGUUAUUGUACGAAUAACUCUAGGGCUACCCACCGCCAGCAGCAGCAGCAGCAGCAGCAGCAUCGAAGCAAUUGGGGGAAGCGGCAGCAACGGGCUGUAUGUACAGGCAACGUUUGCGCCGGAGGCGCUGCAGCAGCAUUUAGAGGUGCUGCUGCAGCAGCAGCAGAAGCAGCAGCAAUGCUUCACCUUGCCAGAAGCAGACAGACGCCAGCUGCUGCUGCUGCGGCAGCAGCUGCUAGAGAUGCAGCAGAAGCAGGCGCUGGGAGAACAGCAUCAACAGCAGCAGCAGCAGGGAAGAUGUGAGAUUAAGAGAGAGCAGACCGAGCAGCAGCAGCAGCAGCAGCAAGAACAACAGCAGCAGCAGCUCCCGCAUUACUAUCGCCCUAGAGGGCGUGGUGGACGCUUCAUUCGCGUCAGCAGCAGCAGCAACAGCGGCAGCAGCAGCUGUGAGGACGGGGGCUCGUGGCUGCCCCCGUGGGGCCGUGCAGGUCUGCUGGCUUGCAGUUGGUUUUCUGCUGCUGCUGCAGCGCAGCUAUUCCCGCAUUCGUUUGCUGCUGCUAUCGCACAGUCGACGGCCUUCACGCUGCAGCAGCAGCAGCAUCAGCUGCUGCAGCAGGAACAGCCACAGCAGCAGCAACAACACCAGCAGCAGCAGGAGCCGCUGACUCUACAGCAGCAGCAGCAGCAACAGCAGCAGCAGCAGCAGCAGCAGCCGGCUGUUCAUCUAACUGCAGUAAAACAGGAGGCGUAG